UUCAAUCCACGGUCCAAAAUAUGUUAUGCUUUACUUGUAAAGCAAAUCGCAAUCCGAGGGUGGGAAUAUAAAAUCCGGCAUGAUGAAGAAAACGACUGGUUCACUUUAGUUUGAAAAAUGAAAAAAGGUCAACCAUAGCCUGUCUUUCACUUUACUUAACUGUACAACGUUCCGAGUGCGACAAUCUUUCUCUGACAACCCCACAGCAACUUGCGUUGACGUUCUUCAUUUGGCGUCAAUUUCGAGCGAAUUGCAUUUCCCCAUAUUUACGAGGAAUUUGGGUUUCAUUUGGGUAGUUUGGCUUCAUUGAAUUCGGGGGUGAAUGCCAAGGGAAAUGGGUGGAGUUGCAGAGACGGCGGCCUGAAUUCCGUGCCGCUUUUUAUCCACAAUGAGCCCGUGCGUUUAGCUCUGCUUUCUUGGCUCUAUUUUUGGGCGGCUACAGGGGUCGUGCGUAUGUGAAGAGGUAAGUAGGAUAUAGUCGGGCAUUUGUUCCAGUAGAGGAAUUUGUUGGAUUGUUGAAUUGGAAUUUUUUUCAGUGAGGAUGAAGAGACAAAGGUCGUAUAGUGAUGAUUUAAUGGAGGCAGAUGGUAGCGGAAAUAGUAAGGAAUGGGGGCGGAGAGAACAGGAGGGGACCAAGAUGCGAUCGCUCAAGGGUUUGGACUCGACGGCUACCACUUGUUAUAAGAAGAGUUACAGCAGCCGUGGAUUUAACUAUGAGAAGGAUGAAGCGAGGGGGUCUUCGAGGAAGAGAAUGGAAGAGACCGAGGGUUUUGAGCGACCCAGAGAUGGGUAUGCUAGGGUUUCGUCCCGGAGGGACUCAAACCCUAGAAGAACAGAAGCCCCUCGAUCGAGCCGUGAGAGCGGCGGCGGGUACAGAGAUGGCGGCGAUUCUGGUAAGGGGAGGCUUGAGCGCGGUCGUAGAUCCAGCAGCUUUUCGGUGGGCUCUGCGUCCAAAAGAGAGAGUUACGAGAAUCUUAAGUUUGGGGCGAAGGGGUUUAGGUCGGAGAGGGAGAGGCCUAAGCGAGAUGAUCUACGGUCUUAUGGGAUGGAGGGAUCCGGCAGCCUGUGGAAGAGAACUAGUGAGGACUAUUACCACAGGAGAGGGAAUGGGAAUGGGAAUGGGACUGGGAAUGAGACGAGCGGCGAGGACCGAAGCAACGGGUGGUCACAUGGUAUUGGGCUUUCUAAGUCGCCGCAGGGGUCUAAGGAGACCGUGGAUUCUUUUAAGGAGUCAAGGAAAGGUGAAGGGGCUAUCAGUCAGAGUAAUAGUAAUAGUACUAGUGAGAUGGAGGAAGGGGAACUAGAGCCAGAAUUGGAACCUGAGCCAGAGUCUAGGGUCUGGCAACACCAUGAACAGGAACAUGAGCAACAAACUGGACAGCUUAAACCAGAUACAGAGGGAGAGGGAGAGGCAGAGGCAGAGGCAGAGGCAGAUGCAGAGGCAGGGGCCGAGCAGCACCAGGAGGAGCUAAGCUCCAAGGGGAUCCAGGAAGAACACGGGGACAUAUCUGCUGCCGAGGCAGAUGAGGGGAUGGCCACGCAGAUGGAUGACUCAAAGCAUACAGAUGGAAAAGUCGAUAAAAAAAGAGAUGUCUUGUUUGGAGAUGGAAGCCUUGAUGGGGACAGAAAAGAAGUGGGAAAGGGAGAAGAGUUGAAGCCAGUGCUAGACCUUGACAAGACCAAUGAGGGCGGGGAAAACAAUGAUUUGGAGAUUUCCCCUAGAGUGAAUCUUUGUUCGGAUUCAGUAGCAAGGGAUUUAGAUUCGGCAGGGAAGAAUGUGACCGUUGAUGAGGUAGUGCAGGAACUCAAUCAAAAGGAGACAGAACAACAACCUACAGCAGGUUGGGGAAUUGAAGAGAGAAGGGGUGUAGAUCUUGAAGUAGAAGUGAAGAUGGAAACAAUGGAAGACGCUUCGGAUGAGAUUGAGAAAGCUGAAGAGAAAUCAAAACGCAAGGAAUUAACCUUCAGUUUUAUGUGCGACACACCAAGGCCUCUUGGGGAUGUUCAGGAUAAGAUAGAUGCAGGAUCUAGAGGAGAUCGUACGUUGAAAUCUAUCAACAGCCUAUUGCCGCAGGAAGGAGAAGAUUUGGGCAAAGAUAAAGAUCAGAGAUUGUCUCUUUCUCUCUCAAAUGGUCCUGGUGUUUAUGGUAAGUGGGAUGAAAGAGCUUUGCUGUUGAGCAAUGAGAGGAAGAAAAAGGCCCCACUGGAAGAAGAUCUUGGCGUUGGAGGCAGCAGCAGAUUUCAGAGGGAGCCCCAAAGCAGCACUAAAAUAGAGGCAGGCAGGUCGGAACUAUCCAAUGAAAAACAAAAACAAAAGAAGGCUAAGCUGGAGCCUCUGCAGCUUUCUCUGGGUUUGCCAGAUGUUUCAUUGACUCUUGCUUCUCCUAGCAUAAAUGUGGCUCCAGCUUCUCCUUCCAGGGGAAGAAGCUAUCAGUCCUUAAGUCAUACAGCCCAUACAAUUCAUACAGCUCACACCCAAACAGGUUCAGAUGCAUUCACUACGUCUAUAUCAUUCUCAGGUUCUCAUCCAUUUGUUCAUAAUCCCAGCUGCUCUCUAACUCAAAACUCAAUGGAGAAUUAUGAGUUUUCUGUUGGUAGUCAUCCUGCUUUUCAAGCAAAUAGUGAUCAGGUAUCCCAUGGCAAUUGGAAUGCAAAUUAUCCAAAUGAGCAAUCGUCCUAUGACAAUAAUGGUUUAGUUGGGGUUGCAUCUCAGGAUGUGUUAAAACAACGAAGGGAAGCAUCUUUGUAUCAGAGAAUAUUACAGAAUGGGAACUUGCCGGCUACUCAAUUUUCUCAAGGCAUGUUUGGCGGAAAUAGUAAGGGACAGCCUUCGAAAGAUAGGGAUCCGACUACAUAUGAAAGAGGUGCAACUGAUACUAACUUUCAAGGAAACUUUGCAAUGACACAAGGACGCCAUGGAAGAAGCUCAGAAGGAAGCUUAGGUAGAAGCAACAGUGUAGAAAGGCACGCUAAGUUUUUAAUGGCUCAAGGAAAGCAAGCACGGAGUUCGGAUGGAAAUUUAGGCAGAUUAAAUGGCCCUGAAAAACAUGCUAUUUUCCCGAGAGAAUUACCAGAACAGUGGAGAGAGGUCAAGUCCUCUCCUACACAGAGUGUGGGUUCACGAGAAAAAGGAUCUGAUCAGUGGAAGCAAAUUAUUAGGGAUAGCAAUAAGUCAGACAGAGAGAGGGCAUCUAUGCCUCAAAGAGGCUAUACUGGACGGGGCAUAGAGCAUUCUAUUCCAGGAGCUGUUCCAAGCAUCGAGAGGGUUCUCUUUGACAUUGUUUCUGAACCUAUUCCAGUUAUGAGUCAAAAGCUCAAGGAAAUGCCAGCCAAAAUUUUAGAUCAUUUGAGGCAGUGUUCCGGGGAGUUGAUUGGUAAGAAUGAAAAGGCUGAAGAGUUUUUCAGUUUGCAGAAAAUAUUGCAGAAUAGGACUGAUCUAACAUCGGAGGUACUAUUGCAAGCUCACAAGGUUCAGUUGGAGAUUUUAGUUGCCGUAAAGACCGGGAUAAAGGGAUUCAUACUAAAUAAUAACCUUCCAUCGUCGGAGCUUGUUGAAGUCUUUUUACAAGUAAGAUGUAGAAAUAUAGCAUGUAGAAGUGCUCUUCCUGUGGAUGACUGUGAAUGUAAAAUUUGUUCUCAGAGGAAUGGAUUCUGCAGUGCAUGCAUGUGUCUUGUUUGCUCAAAGUUUGAUUUUGCCAACAAUACAUGCAGCUGGAUUGGCUGUGAUGUUUGCUUGCACUGGUGUCAUACGGAUUGUGGCAUUCGCAUGUCAUAUGUGAGAAAUGGUCCAAGUGUAAAUGGUGCGGCAGGGACCACGGAGAUGCAGUUCCACUGCAUUGGUUGUGAGCAUGCUUCUGAGAUGUUUGGUUUUGUUAAGGAGGUAUUCAGAACUUGUGUUGAGGGUUGGGAUGUUGAAACUCUUGCAAAAGAGCUAGACUGUGUGAGGAGGAUUUUCCACAGAAGCGAGGAUCCAAGAGGAAAGCAAUUAUGGAACAAGGCGGGGCACAUGUUGACAAAGCUGGAAAGUAAGGCUGAUCCUGCAGAGGUCUGUAACAGCUUCAUGCUAUUUUUGUCUGAAUGUGAUACCAAGGUUACUGGAACCUCUUGUGUUACAGCCAAGGAUCCUGUUCAGUCAAAGCAAACUGAUACUAUCAGUCGAGUGCCUACUGCUGUUCGAGAAGCUGUGUACAACAUACCAUCUGGUUCAGGUGAGAAGAUUGGGACAUCUGGGGCUUCUGAGAGAGCUCGCACUGGUCUUCAAAACUAUGAUCGGGAAGCUGAAGGUAAGAGGACAGAAGCUACAGAGAUGCAAUAUAAUAGGACAAGGAAUAAGGCUGAGAUAGAUGAGUUGGAGAGUAUUGUGAGAAUUAAGCAAGCUGAGGCAAAGAUGUUUCAAGUUCGUGCUGAUGAUGCUCGUAGAGAAGCAGAAGGGCUUCAGCGGAUCGCAAUUGCUAAGAAUGAAAAGAUAGAAGAAGAAUAUGCAUGCAAGCUAGCAAAACUAUGUCUUGCUGAGGUUGAGGAAAGGCGUAAAAACAAGCUUGAAGAGUUGCAGAUUAUAGAAAGGGAUCAGCGGGAAUAUUAUAACAUGAAAAUCAGGAUGGAAGCAGACAUCAAAGAUUUGCUGAUGAAGAUGGAAGCGGCAAAGAGACGGUUUUAGAUUAAUGGCAUUUGGGAGAACAAUCAGAAUAGCAUCACGAGAGGCAGAACCCAUUGCUUUUCCCCAUGCAUAAUUUGUUUAUUCUUAGUGUAUAGAAAAGCAUGGCUGAAAUAUGUCAUGCCCUUGUACUAUUAUAGUCAUUUUAUCGUAACUUUUGUAAACAAGGAAAAGUUAGCAUACGCUGUAACUAGUUAAUACCUAUUUCUUUCUCCCUGUCAGCAACCUUUUAAAACCUGUGCAAUGAAAAGUUACAAUCUGACAAAUCUAACGUUUGCAACCCCAUAAAAAGGGCUAAUUUUCAA
Molecule: messenger RNA, 4959 nt
Organism: Cryptomeria japonica (Japanese cedar)
Lineage: Eukaryota; Viridiplantae; Streptophyta; Pinopsida; Cupressales; Cupressaceae
Product: protein OBERON 4
Exons: 2
Coding region: 542-4657 (1371 amino acids)
Cellular component (GO): nucleus
Source: RefSeq, a predicted model, not a curated record